This is a messenger RNA of Adineta ricciae, 3657 nucleotides long. Lineage: Eukaryota; Metazoa; Rotifera; Eurotatoria; Adinetida; Adinetidae. The record is from the annotation of a GenBank genome assembly.
AUGAUUUCUAGAACAAAAAUAGCUGCUUCAAAAGUUGUUUUAUUAACAGAAUUGAAUUCGUCGAAUCAAGAUGUAUCGUCCAAUUGUAAAUAUGAACAGAAAUUAUGGGACAAACUACGACUUAUCGUCACUGACCUUCAUUAUUGUUGUGAAACAGUCGAAUUAGAUAAACUUGAUUUUCAAGAAUAUGAAUCUGUUGAUAAAUUUCUCAAUGCUGCUAUUGUUAUCAUGGUAUGGAGCGAUUUGGUUAUUUUUGCUAAGGAGAUAUUUGUUUUUUUUUCUGUCCUUGAGGAUGUUACAAACGCAGAGCGUCGACCUACGUUCAUGUACCACAAAGGUAAUCGUGAAAGUAUCAAUUGUAUGGACGAUAUUGUGUUAAUUCAAGCGAACAGUGUGGAAAACUAUGCAGAUAUACAAGAUUUAAAAACAACAUGUAAAAUCAAACGAUUGAUCGUUUAUCGGUAUGAUGAGAAGAAAGAUGCGUUCUAUGAUGUCACGACACAAUCGAAGCAGUCACCGAUAUCACUGAAGAAAAGUCUUCGACCAUUGCUGAACGAAGCAGCAAAGAAUAUGGAAAAAGAGUUAUCUACUCGCUAUUUGAAUCUUAUGGAAAAACAUCGGAAUAAAUUUCAUGACGAACAAUCGCAACGAGAUUUUCUACGGAAAGAGAUUUGCGAUGAAAUAUUAACAGAAAGAAAUAAAAAAUAUGCAACACCAAUGUUAAUUAUUAAGUUAAUGUACGCUUUUCGAGAUAUACAAGAUUAUCCCUCAAUGAUUGAAUUGAUAGAACGUUGUGAACAAUAUCCGAGUGUUUCAAAAAAUAUACAAAAUAAUACCAUGAUAUCAUAUCUAACUGCGUUUGCUCAUAGCCGACGGAAUGAAAACAGCGAUCGAGAUAAAGCUUUAACAAUCCUCGCAAGAUUAUGUCAAACGAAACGAUCGGAAAAUGAACUAUCGAAUGAUAUUAUUUGUUUAUGCGGAAGAAUUUAUAAAGAUAAAUACAGAGAAUCAGAUUGCCGAGAUAAGAAGGCACUAGAUAACGCAAUUGAAUGGUACCGAAAAGGAUUCGCUGCUGACCCGAAUAUUUACGCUGGAAUUAAUUUACUUUUGCUAUUAGCUACAACAACAGAUAACGUUACAACGAACAAAGAAGCUUAUGAUAUCAUUAAUCAGCUGAGUGUAUUACUUGGGAAGAAAAGUCGUUCGUUGAGAGAUCUGAAUGAUUACUGGGAUGUAGCCACAUAUUUUGAGUUACACGCUGUUCGACGUGAUUGGCUGAAAGCUUGCCAAGCAGCUUUACAUAUGUAUCUGCUCAAUCCGCCGAUUUGGCAUUUGAAAUCAACAGUAAAUAAUUUAACAAUUCUUCAUCAAGCGACACGCGUACGUGAUCAACAAAAGCCGCACGAACAAUCACAAGAGCAACCGAAUCAAGAGAAAAUCUACAGUUUUUGGAUGGAUUUUUUUGAUGACGCCAUCAGUUCUUGUUCAACAUCGUCCAAAGAAAGAGAACUACCUGCACAGAUACCUAUUCUCGUGUGCGAUAAUUACGAACACAUGUCUGGAGAAGUCUUAAAUAACAUCUACGUCGAAGCAUUGUUACAAUUGAAUCUUCGCACGAGUAGUGGACGUGAAAAUUUGGUCAUUCGAAUACUUGAACAGCAAAAUCAAAUACACGGAGAUCAUCGUGUGAAGACGAUCCACAUGAAUUCCAUACGGUCGAUUGUAAAUCUUAAACCAGACAACCGAGGAAUAUUCUUGUUUGCAUCGGAAAACUCUGAACCAUUCACAUCGGUCGAUAUGCAAUUAUAUUUCUCGUCAGCCGAACGACGAACAGCUUUCAAUGAAAUAGUGUCCAAAUAUCGAGUCGAAACGACUAUACCGGAGGUCAAAAGAGACUUUGAAUUGGAAUUCGAUCGCGGCGAGUUUGGACAACGUCUCGUGCUAGGUGAUGGCAAAUAUGGAAGAGUCUACCUUGCUCGAGAUCGUAAAGGAGGCGAAAAAGUGGCCGUUAAAGAAAUUCAAAUGCGCAAUUCAAAUUACACAGAAGUUCUCGAGAAUGAAAUCAAAAUUCUCUCAACACUCAACCACAAAAAUAUUGUUAGCUAUCGUGGAUCGGCGAUCGGAUCGAGUAGAGGAGGUCCAGUUUUUCAAAUUAUUAUGGAAUAUGUCGACGGUGGUAGUCUUUUAAAGCAUUUGAAAUUGAAACCAUUUUCCGAAGAAUCAAUUAAAAAUUACACUCGACAACUCCUGGAAGGUGUUCAAUAUCUACAUGAGAAUCGAAUUCUACAUCGCGAUAUCAAAUCUGCUAAUGUACUUCUCAAUUCGAAAGGGGAGAUAAAAAUCGCCGAUUUUGGUACAUCGAAGCGUUUAGCAGGAUUGCAUCGUUGUCUUGAAGAUGUUGUUGGAACUCCUCCUUACAUGUGUCCCGAUGUUGUCGUAGUGCCUGUUAUGGGCUAUGGACCUGAAGUUGAUAUUUGGAGUGUUGGAUGUACAGUCAUUGAAAUGGCAACAGGAAAGAAUCCAUUUCAUCAUAUAGCUAAUCAGUUUAAAGUGUUGCAAAAGCUUGCUGAUGAAAAGCUGCCACCAGCAAUUCCGCCCGAAUUAUCUGAUCUGGCGAAAGAUUUCUUGGCCAGGUGCUUUGAACCAAACAGUACGCGUCCGUCUGCGAAAGAUCUAUUGAAUCAUUCAUUCUUAAAAAUCAACAAUACUCUAGCACGAGAAUCGAGUUGCAAUCAUGUCAACGAUAGAUGUUUUAGUUCCUUACGUCUGUCGGAUUCAUCGUCAUCUUUGCUAAGUAGUCACGUGGCUUCCGAGCAACAUCACAAAGCUUCAGGUCAAAUUUCGGUUGAUGACCGUCGUCGAUCACAAUUAGUAACUAUUUUUCGCGAUGAUGAUAAUGAAGAGAUGCUUAUCGAUAAUUGGAUGUCGUUUAUCACAGAGAAAAGAGAGACGAACCUACUAAAUCAAGACAAACUGGCAAUCUUACUAGAUGGUAUUUGCGAUUAUUUGGACAAAGAAAAUGCUGAUUCAUUAAAACAAGCAUUAGACAAGAUUUGUGAUGAAACAACAAUUGAUGAACAUCUUCAAAUGGAUCUCGAACAGUCAUUUUAUCUUUUCAUCAAAGCUGCAAAUAGUGUACUUUCCAAAAUCAACGAUCUUCCUCCGUAUGUGUUGUUUGCUCUCGACAAUAUUGUUCGCCGCAUUGCUGAGCAGCUUGUUGGUUUUAUCAGAUCAGAUUUUAUACCUGCUGCUGUCUACAGAGUUCCAUCGACACCGAACGGCGAUCGCGCCAGUAGUGUUGAUGAAUCAACCAAUGAUGAAGUCACACGUUUAUAUCAACAAUAUCGUAAACUUGCUGAGAAAAAUCGCGAAAAGCUCUACGAAUUAAUUAGUCUUGAACGUAAGAACCACACAGAUCUGACCGGACUAGUCAAUAGUCACAGAAAUAAUUCAUCAAGUGAAAUCGCUGAAGUAUUUUUGCCUGCUGACUCAUUAACACCAAAAGAAGAACCGAACUCAUCGAUAUUACCAGUGAUUGAAGAAUCUAAUGAAAGUCCAAUCAUACCACCGGCAAAUCUUUCCAAAGGAAUCAAACGUUCGCGUGCACUUUUCGAGCUGGAACAAGAGCAUGAAGCUUUAUUAACCGUACACACUUAA